This is a messenger RNA of Chara braunii, 2845 nucleotides long. The record is from the annotation of a GenBank genome assembly. Lineage: Eukaryota; Viridiplantae; Streptophyta; Charophyceae; Charales; Characeae.
GGAUGAAACGGAAAAAGAAAUGGGAAGAGUUCAUGAACGCCGCCUGCAAAAUGACACCUGAUUCCGGUCUCAUGAACUCGUCCCUAGAGAACGACUACUGCAAGGACUGGACGAACAAGAUGCGCGGAUACAUGAAUCUUGUGCAAUGCGGCGAAAAAGUAUGGCUACUAGUAGAGAAAUUCUUCAACAUGUACGAGAAGGGGCUAUUGCCGCGAGUCGACGGUGUGAGAUACAUCGACCUGCCGAGGAAAGUGGAAGGGAGGCUGCCUGGGCAAUACUUCCUCAAGCACAACUCCGGCAAAAAAGUCCUGUUCCACUGCAUCAAGGCCAGGAAGGGGCCAUCAGGCGCAACGGUGUCUAUACCUGACUUGACGCCGACAAUCUUCAAGUUGUUCGGCGAUAUGACAGUGAGAGAGAAGCAAGUGGUGCUUCACCACAUGAUGCGUGGUGAUGUCAUCGUGACAUCACGUUCGGUACCUCGUGGUAGAUGCAACAUGGCGGACCUGGUUAAAUAUACUCAGCGUGAAAGAUAUAUGGUCUGUAUGUUCAACUACAUAUUGUUUAAGGUAGAGGGGAGGUCAAAAGAAGAGUGGAGCGCUGACUUUUUCAUCGGUUAUACGACCAUCUUGGAGAGGUACGACAAAAACAAUCUGACGGACAAGAAAUGGACCGAGGAACGCGACCGCAUCCUUGACGAUAAGGCGAGGAAGGUGCCGAGGCGUUUGGGCGGUCCUGAUGAGAUUAAUGGUGAGAACGGUGCGGGACUAGAGGCAACCCAAGGCAUGUACAAGGAAACCCCGUUCCACCUCAAGUGUUUCAUCUACGAGGCAAUCGACUGCUUGGACGACCUGAGAGCGGAGGUUAAUCGGAUAUCCUCCAGUGCUUGUCACAUCUUUUGGGAAGUGGGGAAGAGGAUUACCACGAUCCUGCCAUUUGAAAUCGAACCGAAGGGAGUGCUCACGGACAACGAGGAGGUUGUUGGUACGGCGAGGGGGAUGAAGAUACGGGCAACCAUUCUUGAUAUGUCAACAUCACUGAAAUGUGUUCCGUGGGAUGAUGACGCCUUUUCCAAACUGUACGCUUUCCUCAUGACAUGCUGUGGCGAAAACUGGGCCUUGAUCAUUUUCGCUCCGAUGAAACACCAGAAACAGGUGAUGCAGAGUGUAUACAACUGGGAUGAUGUUGAGGUGCUCACAGGGUCAUGGUACAGACACUAUACACCUUCGACAACCUUGAACAAGUACGACAACAUUGCAGUUCGGUACACUGACAUGAUGACUAUUGUCCUCCACGCCGAGAACGACAAUUUGGACAAUAUAACGGUUGCGCCGAAAUUGCGAGCCGAGUUGACAAAUUUGAACGUUGAAGAGAGUGAAUUUGUGAGCUCGUUCAUCAGGGAGGACGAUGGCGUGAUGCUGUUGGGCAGGGUGCAUGCGGGACUGAUUUGGGAACUGGCUCGCGCCAGACACCACGUGUUUGCGUGUGACGACACGACGAAAGAGCUCACAUACCUUUCCAAGUUUUUGGAGUUUUAUGUGAAGGAUCCGAGGAACAAAUGCAGGUUCGAAAAUCCCCAAGUCGAGAACCGCAAGGACCGGGACAUCUACUAUAAGCUCGGUAGGAAGAGGGAGAAAGUGUGGGCUUACUUGUUCGGUGACGCUCCACAAUCGGCGGUUGAUAACGACUACAUCAUCAGAAAAAGUGAACUCGAGAUAGCAAUGAACGAGUACCACGGAUCGUACAUGGGUCAUUUCCACAUGUUCGUCGCACGUUGUGAGCAUCUGUAUUUCAAUAUGAAGAAAAGAGCACUGUCAUGCAGGGACUAUGCAGACUUGGCACGUAAAGCGGGGAACUUCAACAACAUCGAUUGUGACGAAGACACGUCAGACUCCGACUUGGACGUUCCGUCGCGCGCGACACGACGUUCGGCGCAGGGAGCACGUGCCAAGGAGCCGCAAGGGAGCACCAACGCAGAUGCGGAGAAGGCGAGGUCGGGUUUGGGAGCGACACAUGCUAGUGAGGGAGACGUGGAACAUAUAAUGAAUGCAAGGGGAGAAAAGAAUGGUGUACCAACGAACCCGGUGGGUGCGAGUGAGGGAAUUGUUAACUCACGGGGCAACACAGGGGAAGGAGAAAAUGAGUGUGAAAUGACCCCGCCGACAACUGGACCAUCAUCGACACAUGCACCGCAGGCCGAGCAGCGAACGCUCACGUCGAUGGACAUAGACGAAGAUGAAGACAUGGAUAUGACAGCUGUCAUGCCGAAGCUCAUGCCAGGAAAACCGUUACCUCAAGGCUUUGCUCAAGACCCUUCAGUGCCAUACUUGCUGCAAGACAAGUACAAGGAGUCAUCGGAGAAGGACUGGGGUCAUCAUAUUCUCUGGCUUGAGAGCGUGUUCGAACCGUGCGUGUUUACGGGCAAGUGGCAAAUGGUUGUGAAGACAAAAGACCGCGGAUGGGUCACGAAGGAAAGAAAGGACGCUGCGAUAUGGCACAGCGUGACGGAGACGCAACUUUUUCGGCGGGUUGCACAAGAAAAUGUCGGUGCAACCGAGGUGGCUGUAGCGGCAAAGGCGAAAGCUUUGUUUGAGCAUUUGCGUGCGAAAAAACAACUAGAAUUCAGCACAAAGUUCUACGACCUUGCAUCAAGUGUGUCGUACGGCUCCAUCGAUUGGAAAAUCAAACAAGCGUCAGCAGUGCAAGGAAUCGAUAGCAUCACCUCUCUGAAGACUCAAGACGUCAUCGCGUCUAACACCAUCGUUGCGAUGGCUUGAGGGGAUGCAGGCUGCGAAACGGACACACGUGCGAACGCAGGUCACAUACAGAAUGAACAGUUGCGAGCAUG